AAAAAAGCCAAAGGAGAAGAACUGUUUGAGCAGAUCAUGUACCUUCUGGACAUCGUGGAGAAAGACUACUUUGGACUGCGUUUUAUGGAUUCGGCACAAGUUCCGCACUGGCUCGACGUCACAAAAAGCAUCAAAAAGCAAGUCAAAAUUGGCCCACCGUACUGCCUUCACAUGAGAGUCAAGUUUUACUCUUCAGAACCGAACAACCUGCACGAGGAACUCACCAGAUAUCUGUUUGUUUUGCAGUUAAAGCAAGACCUCUUCAGUGGCAAGCUGGAAUGUCCRUUUGACACUGCGGUGCAGCUGGCCGCCUUCUCGUUACAGGCUGAAUUAGGUGAUUGUGACCCACUAGAACACAACCUGGACCUGGUGUCAGAGUUUCGGUUCAUCCCUGAGCAGACGGAGGAGAUGGAGCUCGCUAUAUAUACCACAUGGAAGGAGUGCAGAGGCCAGACUCCAGCACAAGCUGAGAUUAACUACCUGAAUAAAGCCAAGUGGUUAGAGAUGUAUGGGGUGGACAUGCACAUGGUGAAGGCUAGAGAUGGCAAUGAGUACAGUCUGGGUUUGACACCCACUGGAGUUCUGGUAUUUGAAGGACAAACAAAGAUCGGACUUUUCUUCUGGCCCAAGAUUACCCGUCUGGAUUUCAAGAAGAGCAAGUUGACCCUCGUGGUGGAGGAAGAUGAUGAGCAGGGCAAAGAGCAGGAGCACACCUUUGUGUUCAGGAUGGACCACCCCAAAGCCUGUAAACACCUCUGGAAGUGUGCAGUGGAACACCACGCUUUUUUUAGGUUGAGGGGGCCGGUACAGAAAAACUCUGCGCGCUCGGGAUUCAUACGCAUGGGAUCACGCUUCAGAUACAGUGGAAAGACGGAGUAUCAAACAACGAAGGCCAGUAAAGCGAGGCGGUCAACAUCCUUUGAGAGGAGACCAAGUCGACGCUACUCCAGAAGAACCAUGCAGAGCCGAGGACAGUUCAGCACUCCAGAGGUUCGUUCUUCAGGAAACGGAGUUGGCUUCAAUAAAGAAAACAAGGUKUCUUUAAAUAAAGGGGCCUGGUCCGGCAUCCCUGUGGUCAGUCCAGUUGUGUCUUCAGCCUGUGGACCAAUGGAAAUCGAGGCUCUACCCAGGAGUCCAGGAGGAGAAAAAAGAGGUCUGCCUGUUGUUGCCGACCUGAUGGAGACGUGCAUCGAUGACGUCCUCAGAGCUCCAGUCGUUCCUCCGGCGGCGGCUGCAGAGGAGAUCGGACCGUGCGCUUCUUACGUUGCUGCUAGUGUUACUGCGGAAGAUCCCGUCAGUCUCACUGAAGCUGCAGCUCGUCUGAAGCAGCUCGAGUUGGAAAGCAAUCUACUUCCCACGACUCCGAGAAACAACAUCAAUGUAAAUAUGGYCAUGAACAACCAGGACGACGUGGUGAAGCUCACAGAGAAGUGCAGCCUGAACAGUUCAGGCAGCAGCCCGGCCGUCACUCCACUGCGCACCCCGGAGGAUCUGAAGAGCAACAUCCUGAAAGCUCAGGCCGAGGCUGCUGCUCUGAAGGUGGGGAGGAGAUGCCACCAAAAGCACGGAGGAGGACAUUUGGAUGAACAUCUUCUGAUAUCUGGAGAUAAAAACUGUAACUUGCAGGAAUCUUCUGCCAGCAGCCGCCCCGACGUCCAAGACUCCUGGGAGCUGAUGAAGCCGGCCUCGCUGGUCUCCUCUGCAGCAGCCAGUGCUGAGAGGUUAGCUGAGGAUUCAAACCCAUCUUUUUCCAAGAUCCCUGCUGCCACUGAAGGCUUGGCUCCAAAGGUUAAAGCAGAAGAGUUUGACCUGCCGAUCACUGCACCACCGUCUGACAACCUGAUUGACUUCACUGAUCCUACUCCUCUUCUUCCUCCUCCGGUGCAGCAGCUCAAACCUCUCCUCACGCCUCGCUGGAUCAUCCCUUCCAGCGCUCCUCCUGGCAUCUUUACCAACGGCCUGCUCGACGUAGACCCCUCAAAUAAAGUGACCCCUCUUCUGGGCGAGGGAGUAGCUGCUCUCAUCCCGACCCCUCCCCACCUCGCUCACACACGUAACGCCAUCCCCACCAGCGCUGUGGUUCAGGCCCCGCCUUCGGAGGAUGAACACAAACCCCCGGGUCUUCUGACCACUGAGCUCUGAUGAAGGAGAACCAUCCUCAUCAUCACAAAACUCAUCUUCCUGUCUGCUCGCACUCGGAGAAACGGAAGAGGCAGCUUCCAAGUGA
This is a messenger RNA of Austrofundulus limnaeus, 2227 nucleotides long. It is a transcript of the gene epb41l5, whose product is annotated as erythrocyte membrane protein band 4.1 like 5. Gene Ontology annotation, biological process: actomyosin structure organization. The record is from RefSeq and is a predicted model, not a curated record. Gene Ontology annotation, cellular component: cytoskeleton. Lineage: Eukaryota; Metazoa; Chordata; Actinopteri; Cyprinodontiformes; Rivulidae. Gene Ontology annotation, molecular function: cytoskeletal protein binding.